Messenger RNA from Perca flavescens (yellow perch), 2694 nucleotides. RefSeq lists its product as uncharacterized. Bases 227 to 925 code for a protein of 232 amino acids. The transcript is spliced from 2 exons. The record is from RefSeq and is a predicted model, not a curated record. NCBI's taxonomy places the organism in Eukaryota, Metazoa, Chordata, Actinopteri, Perciformes, Percidae.
UUGAACGAUUCACAGCGUUUAGGGAUUGUAGUUUACCUGGUACACUAGAGAACGCAAAAGCCCAUUUGUAUCUACUAAAACGGACUACACGUCCCAAGCUGCUAAUUGACGUUGUUAUAGUCAUCGUUUUACUCGAUGCGAGAAAAUAGAUGUUGUUAAAUUCCACGAUAGAUACACACGGCUAAUAAAGAAAAACUUUUGACUGUUAUUGUAAUGUUUUGACAUCAUGGAGGUAAUCGAGACAAUUGUGAUACAAAGUACUGAAGUAGAAGGAAAGGAAACGGUCGUGUCCAGCGUGGACACCGAUAAAACCAAAGCAGAAUUUAUAUGGACACUGCAGGCUACAUGGCACCUUGUCAACACCAGACUUGAAAUGGACCAGGCUUUUGACCAGCCUGUAUGCAAGAAAAAGAAACUUUGGGAGAUGGUGGCUGAGAAAGUAAAUACCAAACUGAGGGAGUCUGAGGUCACUGAUGUAACUGUGAAGGCGUACGAAUGUGACCUCAAGUGGAGAAACAUGCUGGCCACGUACAGGAAGAACGCUGAGAGGGCCAAGAGGCUGGGGGCGGCCAGCGUCCACUGGGAGUUCUUCAAGACAAUGCACGAGGUCUUGGGUAAGAGCAGGGAGGAGAUUGAAGCUCAGCGAAGAGCCAAGCUCAAUGGCACAAGAGUGGGCAAGGCCAUAGCCAGCAAGAGGUUUACCCCUAUUCUACCUACACCUCCUGCUACAGCUGCUCCCUGCACUGCCCGGCCUCCACAGGACGUCCUACAGUUGUACAUGGAGCUGCAAGAGAGGAAAAUGAACAUGUGGGCCCAGCAGAAAGCCCUGGAGGAGAGGAAAAUUGAGGCUAUUAACAACCUGGCCCAGGCCAUCUCUAGCCUGGCUCAGAAGAACAACACACCGAUGUCAAAGGAUGGACAGUAGGCCACAUGAAGUGGAUCUGAACUUCUGUGUGUUGUUUGCUCGUACCAAAAACUUUUAUGAUACUGCACAAGGAAAACAGUUUGAGUGUGUUUUUUAUAAACAUUUUUUUUAGGCACAUUUUUACUAUUAUACUGAGUUUUAAGAAUAGGCCAGUCUGAGUUCAGAAAAUGGGUCGUAUGAAACACAACAAACCACACCCUGGCCGGGCAACUUUUGUUUAUUCUGCAAGCAGAUUACGUGCCUCCUCAAAUUUGUCCUUAUCUGUUGAUGCCCUAAUGGAUGUAAUCAUUUCAAUCAACCACUUAUUUUUAUACCAAAAGAGAAGAAUGAAUUACUGACUGAUUGUUUGAUGCAGAGUAAGAAAAACUAAAAUAUUACUCACAACUAAGGCACCCUACCAUCACUGCACUAGUUAUUUAUAAUGUAAAAAAGAUUAUGCUGGCCCCAAAAGUAAAAAAAAAACCCUGAAAUGAUCACGACAUGAUUAUGAUCAUUGUUCAAGGGAAGUCACAGUUGGAAUAAAACCCAUUCACAUUUUUCAGUGAAAACAAUACAGAUACUUAUACUGAUAAUUAUUCCUAAGAGGUAAAAAAAUAAUUCUUAGACAAACUAAUAGUGUUAAUGUAUCAAUAAUAUACACUUACAGUAUUAACUUCACCAUGUAAUUAAUACUACUUUUGUGAAAGUUGUGUCUGCCCUAUAGACUUUAUAUUGUCAGCCAUGAGGUGGUGGACAGAAUAUUAGAAAAAACGUCAGUGCUCUCCAGUGGUCACAGUGAGGAACUGCAAUAUUACAUUUUUUUCUCGGUUUUAAUAUCUAUAGUCAACAUUAAUAUAUCGAUACGCAACUCCAUGUGAUUAUUAUAGAUAACGACAGUAACAUCAUAUCUGCCGAUUACUGUAUUAACAUACAGUUUUAAAGUUAAAAUGGAAAUGUUCACACCAGCGUCAAAGUAGAACCAAUAUCAUACACUCACUUCCAGUCACCACUUUCAAAAUAAAAUGAGUGAUGAACUGGAUAUAGAAAGAAAUAAUACACUAUUGCCCAUUCAUUUACUUAUUUUUUUGGCAAUUUGUCAUGUGUCCCUUUGGGCACCCCAUAGUUUUUUAAGAGCCUGGUAAAACUGAUUAGUCAUAAGUUAAGACACUUUUCACUGGAUGUUAUUUGUGUUCCUUACCCAUAUGCUUUAUUAUGCUACAUUAGAGACAUUUAUUGGCUGUUACAUGUACUUUCACUGUGAUGAAGAGGAACAGUAGAAACACACUGGUAUUUAUAUACAUCUGCAGCCGAAGAGUAUUUUGUGUGAUUACGUUUUAAUUUUUUUCAUUUGUAAAAUGGGGUGAAACUGUUCUGGAAAAAUGUAAACUCUUUGUCCAGUAUCAUUUGUCAUCUCCAAUUUGGUAAACCACAGUAAUAAUUAUGGAUUAUCAAGAUUUACAGUAGACAACUGUUACACACCGUGUAAAUGCCUUGACAGGAAAUAUAUCCCUGAGUGUUAUGUGUGCAGACAGUAGAGACUCUGUUAAAAUAAACCUUUAUAUUACAAAACUGUACAUUUACAUCAAGGAACCCAAGUUUCCCACCACACAUCACAUCAUGUGCUUCCAGAAUUAACGUUUUUAAACAACAAAUCUGAGAUGGCGUUCCGUCUGUGUACACCCUCUUCAUCUACUUCCGUCUGUCCCUCUUGGAUUAUGGCUUCCUCUUUCUCAACUUCUCCUUGUACCACUUGUCCCAUGUCCAAAAACACAUUGUGCAACACACAGGCU